Colletotrichum spaethianum is the source of this 387-nucleotide messenger RNA. RefSeq lists its product as uncharacterized. The record is from RefSeq and is a predicted model, not a curated record. The transcript has a single exon. NCBI's taxonomy places the organism in Eukaryota, Fungi, Ascomycota, Sordariomycetes, Glomerellales, Glomerellaceae. The coding region runs from base 1 to 387 and encodes 128 amino acids.
AUGGCCUCACAGCCUCCGGCGGGCAUCGGACCGCUGCCGGCCACACCGGCCGGCCCCGAUCGGGGCCCUGGGUCACCUCCAGAGCCAACCUCUCCAUCAAGGGCUAAACGCCGCCGCAAUACCGAGACUCAGCCACUCCGGCCCAGUCUCGCGGGAAGCCAGCCUAACACCUUCAAUCCCUCUCCCCCAACGGCAAAGGGGCCUCCGACCUUAACUCCAGCCACUGGUAGGACCGCCACUGGGUCUGUCUUGUCCGCCCUGGACGAGGAGGCCAGGCACUAUGAGGCCCGCAAGGACGUCUUCUUAACCAUCGCGCAAUCUGUUGAUAAUGUCGUCUCCAGCUUUGAGGGCCCCAGGAAGCAGAUCGCGAAAGAGGCUACGGCCUAA